AUGCUAAUCACCUCACAUCUUCAACAUUUGAUUGUACAGUGUUCCGGUAACGUUGGUGGCAUGAAAGUACCGUCGGUAAAGUUAGAAGUGGACGGUGAAUCUAUUUUCCUAAAACGACGCGUCCUCCCAUACGGUCAACGGGAAGGUGUCUUGAAAGCAUUAUAUAAAAUGGAGCAGAAUGGUGUGAUAAGUAAGGUUGAAUCCAGUGCCUGGGCGACCCCGGUCGUCGUGGCGAUAAAAAGUGGUGGUAGGACACCACGGUUCUGUGGAAACUAUCGACUGAUGUUGAAUCCCAGAUUGCGGAGAUGUGCAGCGACCACCAUGGAACCAGAGGAUUUCAUGAAGUCAUUGCAUGGGUGCCAGUAUUUUUCCAAGACCGAGUUGGUGGACGCACACCUACAGAUUCCACUCGAUGUCGAACCCCGCUACUUUACAACAAUCAACACGCCGUGGGGAAUGUACCAGUGCAAUUUUCUCCCAUUCGGAUUGCAUGUGUCGUCUAGCCUCUUUCAAUUGGCAAUAGAGAGCGUAAUCAAAGGACUCGAUGGUGUGCUUGCAUAUCAAGAUGACGUCCUCAUUUUCAGUCUUAAUAAGAAAGAACACGAUGCCCGUCUGACGCAGCUACUGGAACGAUUUCCCUCCAAGAAUGUGGCUAUCAAGCCGUCCAAAUGUGUGUUUGGAGUAAGUGAGUUGGAGUUUCUGGGAUUCCUAGUUGAUUCCCGUGGACACUGUCCCGAUCCGACACGUUUCAAACCAUUGACUAACAUCAAAUCUCCAAAAGAUCAAACGCAUUUGAGAUCGGUGAUGGGAUGCCUACAGUACUUUUCCCGGUUUAUCCCGAACUUUGCUACAAGGGCGCAGCCGCUUUUCCGUGCUCAGUGUUCAAAGGCUUGGGAAUGGCCGAUGGAGUGUGAAGAUAUCUUACGUGGUUUAAUUCGCUGCGGUACUGAUCGUCCUGUUCUAGCCCCGUUUUCACCUUCAAAACCAGCUACGCUCAUCACCGAUGCGUCCGACGUCGGAAUCGGUGCUGUAUUAGAACAAGUCUUGAAGUCUUGA
Molecule: messenger RNA, 1056 nt
Organism: Echinostoma caproni
Lineage: Eukaryota; Metazoa; Platyhelminthes; Trematoda; Plagiorchiida; Echinostomatidae
Source: the annotation of a GenBank genome assembly